This is a messenger RNA of Folsomia candida, 1087 nucleotides long. Its product is annotated as SEC14-like protein 2. The transcript has 8 exons. NCBI's taxonomy places the organism in Eukaryota, Metazoa, Arthropoda, Collembola, Entomobryomorpha, Isotomidae. Gene Ontology annotation, cellular component: cytoplasm. Bases 229 to 1017 code for a protein of 262 amino acids. The record is from RefSeq and is a predicted model, not a curated record.
GUGAGUACGUUAAAUACUUCAAUGGACCGAUACUCAAAUUACAUAGCAGUCAGACGCGGAUAUUUCAUCACAGAAGCCGGAUCAGGAGACAUUAAUUUCCUCAAGUUUGAAUUUGGUUGAUGCGAUAUUCUCAAUGAACUAGUUUUUUUGGAGGAUACAGAUACGAAACUAUUUAUUACCAGUCAGGAUCCGGUGUCGACAUCGGGCACAGGAGAGGCAACCAGCAGCAUGGCCGGCGGAAGUCCACCGACAGAGAAAGAGUGGGAACUCAUCCAUAAGUUUAGAUCAAGAGUUGAAGAUGUGCUUGACACUGAUGACAAGCGGUCCGCACACUUUCUCCUCCGAUGGAUCCGAGCAAGAGAUGAAAAUCUGGACAAGGCGGAAGCUAUGUUGCGAAAUUCCAUGAAGUGGCGGAAGGAGAACGACAUGGACAGCGUGUUAAACAAGCCCUUGGACCCCUUCAUCAAGGAUACGUACCCCUAUUACACCGAAGGCCACGACUAUGAAGGACAUCCAGUACGCGAGGUGCAUUCUGGGGCUUGGGAUAUGCGCAAAGCGAUUGACGCAGGAAAGGAAACAGAAUUUCAGGACUUUGUUAACCACUUUUUCGAAAGCAUUAUGGUCGCUAUUCGAGAAAGUGGUAAUUUGAAAGGGGAUGGCGGUGGCAGCAGCGACUGGCCGCACACUCAGUUCAUCUACAUUUGUGACUGGGAAGACUACUCGUACGCUCAACUUAUCAACUUGAAAGCUGUGCAAGCUCUUCUCAAGUUUGCUUCUCAGUACGAAGCUCACUAUCCAGAAAUCUUGUACAAGGUCUACUUCGUCAACUGUCCGGCAAUCAUGCCCCUCUUUUUGAAGCUCUUGAAACCACUCCUCGCACCAAAAACGUAUAGCAAAAUCCACAUCUAUGGGACGAAUCGGGAAGAGUGGGAACCCAUUUUGAGAGGCAUGAUGGAUCCAGACAAGCUGUGGACUCGGCUCGGAGGCAACAGGGUCGUCCCACGGACCAAGUUUUAAAUAAUUAUUAGACAAAAAUUAACAAAAUAAGGAAGGAAUAAAAAAGUGCUCAAUUUAUUUACACAGCUUA